Molecule: messenger RNA, 2766 nt
Organism: Fonsecaea pedrosoi CBS 271.37
Lineage: Eukaryota; Fungi; Ascomycota; Eurotiomycetes; Chaetothyriales; Herpotrichiellaceae
Product: chitin synthase 2
Exons: 3
Coding region: 1-2766 (921 amino acids)
Cellular component (GO): cell septum; cell periphery
Molecular function (GO): chitin synthase activity
Source: RefSeq, a predicted model, not a curated record
AUGGCCUACAACCCCAUCCGAGAUCCUCAACGCGACCCUUACUCUCCCGGUAUGAACCCUCAGUACGACUCUCGGUCGCCUUCGCCAGGUCGGCCAUUACAACCCUACACUCAUCCAGACGAAGCCCAUUCGCGACAACAAAUUCCCCUUCAGAUGCCCACGGCUUCUAAUGACCGCCUAGCCAUGCAGCCGACAUACUCGGUAGAAAACAUCCCACAUUCUUACGGGCACAAUCAACAAUAUGAACAACAGUUACCAGUCGGACCAGGGGGAGACAUGGGCUAUGGAAGAAAUGACUAUAUUGUGUCUCCGGAGGAGCAUCACGACGCCUAUUAUACACAAUCAUAUUCGCCUCAUCCGCAGGGUGAUUAUGCGCUGGAUCCCUACCCUACAGCGGACCAGCCAUACCGUUUGGAUAGCGACCAUGAUCCCAUACUUCAGUCCGACAACUCGUACGGCCCAGAUCCGCACGGUCAGGAUGAAAUGAAUUAUGACGGCUACCAAGACGAGCAGCGUCCUACGCCUUCCCCGGCACCCAUACGGAGGUGGAAGACCGUUAAGGAGGUGCAGCUGUUCAACGGCAACUUGGUGCUUGAUUGCCCCGUUCCUCCCAAACUCCUCGCCAAUGUUCCUCAUGCGCAACCGCCGGAGAGAGACGAGUUCACGCAUAUGAGGUAUUCAGCCGCCACAUGUGACCCCUCGGAUUUCUACAGUGAGCGGUUCACUUUGAGACAGCGACUCUUCGCAAAACCACGAGAGACGGAACUGUUUAUCGUCGUCACCAUGUACAACGAGGACGAAUUUCUGUUUGCUCGAACCAUGAUUGGUGUCUUCAAGAACAUUGAGUUCAUGUGCAAUCGCAACAGCAGCAAAACAUGGGGUAAAGAAGCGUGGAAAAAGAUCGUCGUUUGCAUUGUUAGCGAUGGUCGUGCCAAAAUCAACCCCAGGACAAGGGCUGUUCUCGCUGGUCUAGGUGUUUAUCAGGAUGGGAUUGCCAAACAACAAGUCAAUGGCAAAGAUGUCACUGCUCAUAUCUAUGAAUACACCACUCAGGUCGGUCUGGAACUGAAGGGCACGCAAGUGUCAUUGAAGCCGAGGUCGGCUACCCCGGUUCAGCUGCUGUUUUGCCUCAAGGAGAAGAACCAGAAAAAGAUCAACUCACAUCGGUGGUUCUUUCAAGCCUUCGGUCAGGUGUUGGAGCCAAAUAUCUGUGUCCUCAUUGAUGCAGGGACCAAACCCGGCAAGGACUCCAUCUAUCAUCUAUGGAAGGCCUUUGAUCUAGAACCCUCUUGCGGUGGUGCUUGUGGCGAGAUUAAGGUUAUGCUGGACCACGGCAAAAAGCUCUACAAUCCUCUGGUCGCGACGCAGAACUUCGAGUACAAGAUGUCGAAUAUCUUGGACAAGCCGUUGGAAUCCGCAUUUGGCUUCAUUUCGGUGCUCCCUGGUGCCUUUUCGGCUUACCGUUAUAUUGCCUUGCAGAACGACAAGAAUGGCGAGGGACCGCUCGAGAAGUACUUCAAAGGCGAGACUAUGCACGCAGACGCUGGAGUGUUCACCGCAAACAUGUACCUCGCCGAAGACCGAAUCCUGUGUUUCGAGCUCGUCAGCAAGCGCAACUGUCAGUGGAUCCUCCAAUAUGUCAAGUCCGCCACAGGCGAAACUGAUGUUCCUGAUGGCAUCGCCGAGUUUAUUCUUCAGCGGAGACGUUGGCUGAACGGAUCCUUCUUCGCUGCAGUUUACGCUGUGGCACACGUCUACCAGCUCUGGCGCAGCAAUCACAGCGCCAUCCGGAAAUUCAUGUUCCUGGUCGAAUUCACGUACCAGACCAUCAACAUGCUUUUCGCCUGGUUCGCUAUUGGCAACUUCUUCCUGGUUUUCCGACUUUUGACGUCUUCCCUUGGUUCACCUGGCCCCUUGGGCAGGACUGGCACAGUUCUGGGCGUCAUCUUCGAGUUCAUAUACCUGGGCACGUUGCUUUACUGCUUCAUCUUAUCCAUGGGUAACAGACCCCAGGGUUCCAAGAAGUCGUAUCUGGCUAUGGUUAUAUUUUGGUCCAUUCUCAUGAUUUGGUUGACCUUUGCUUCAAUCUUCUUGACAGUGAAGUCGAUCCAGACCGAAGUUAACCAGAAAGACUUCAGCUUUUCGACCAUCUUCAACAACAGCACAUUCUUCGGCUUGAUCGUCUCUCUUGCGAGCACAUAUGUCCUCUGGUUCGUCGCGAGCUUUUUGUUCUUUGACCCUUGGCACAUGUUCACCUGCUUCCUCCAAUACAUUGUCCUCACUCCGACCUACAUCAACGUCCUCAACAUCUACGCAUUCUGUAACACUCACGACAUCACGUGGGGUACGAAAGGAGACGACAAGGCCGAAAAACUUCCAAGUGCGAACGUGAAGCCUGGUGGGAUGGUAGAUGUGACGAUCCCUCAAGAUGACGGUGAUUUGAAUGCCCAGUACGAUGCGGAAUUGAAGCGAUUUGCGACCAAGGCAGAGAAAGAGGUCAGCAAGCAAAGUCCGGCGGAUAAGCAAGAAGAUUACUACAAGUCCUUCCGAAGCAACGUAGUCACUGCCUGGAUGAUCACGAACUUCAUCCUGGUGGCCGCCGUCCUGAACAUUUCCGGGUUCGAGAGAAUCGAUACGGGCGACACGGCACAGCAGAACUCGACCAUUUAUUUGGCGGUCAUUCUGUGGUCGGUGGCGGGAUUGUCACUCUUCAGGUUCACUGGCGCAUGCUGGUUCUUGAUUGUACGAAUGUUCCGCGGUGUAUGA